AUAAAUACUACCAAAACCCGAUAUUUCCUCUCAGGAGGUCGGUUUAUAAACCCAAUAAAUUUCACCAGGAAACACACAGAAAAUCCGAGAAAAUUUUCCCUUUUCCUCUCACGUGGAAAACGUACAAUCCGUAGAAGGAGAGAAAGAAAGAGAGAUAGAGAGACGAAGCGAGGCCUUUGGGCAUUUCUGGAAUAUUUGAUUGGUACUCUUGAUCAGUCUUGGAAGGAAUUGAUUGUGAUCAUUUUCGUUUCGGUGGAUCCUACUUUUGGGGGGCUUGCAUAUUAGAUUAUGAGUUUUCAAGCUCGAAAUGAUCGGAGAGAUAGAGCUAGAUUUCCCAACCAAACCGGUAGGCAAGCAUGGGUCCCUAGAGGAUCUGCCCCUCACGCUGUGAAUUCACACCCGAACCCGUCAUCUGGUUUCAAUUCCAAUCUGAACGGGAUUGGUGGGGACUCAAAUUUCAGUUCCGCACCACCAGAUGGUCCGAGUAGAGGAGGUUUUGCGUCAAGGAAUUAUGCAGCUAGACCUUCUAAUCAGAGAAGGGAGAGGGUGGAUGAUCAGGAGGUGAAGGGGCCGAAGGACUUGAAUUCAAAUUUGCCGCAGCUUGUGCAGGAAAUCCAAGAGAAAUUGAUGAAGGGGAGUGUUGAAUGUAUGAUUUGUUAUGAUAUGGUCAGGAGAUCAGCUCCCAUUUGGUCUUGCUCGAGCUGUUAUUCAAUUUUCCAUUUGAAUUGUAUCAAGAAAUGGGCCCGGGCGCCUACCUCUACUGAUUUUUCUGUAGAGAAGAAUCAGGGGGUCAACUGGCGAUGCCCUGGAUGUCAAUCAGUGCAGCUCACAGCUUCAAAGGAGAUUCGGUAUGUUUGCUUCUGUGGAAAGAGGUCUGAUCCGCCUUCUGAUUUGUAUUUGACGCCCCAUUCUUGUGGAGAGCCUUGUGGGAAGCCACUCAAUCGAGAGAUUAUAGGUUCUGGUGAGAGUAAUGAGGAUUUUUGCCCCCAUGUCUGUGUCUUGCAAUGCCACCCAGGUCCAUGCCCUCCGUGUAAGGCUUUUGCACCGCCUCGGUUGUGCCCUUGUCGGAAGAAAAUAAUUACAACACGAUGCUCUGAUCGGAAAUCUGUUCUUACUUGUGGUCAGCGUUGUGAUAAACUCCUCGAAUGUGGGCGUCACCGUUGUGAGCGCAUGUGCCAUGUUGGUGCUUGUGAUCCUUGUCAGGUUCUGGUCAAUGCCUCUUGCUUUUGCAAGAACACGGUGGAGGUUGUUCUUUGUGGGUCCAUGGCUGUGAAGGGAGAACUAAAAUCAGAGGAUGGUGUUUUCUCAUGUCGUUGGAUCUGUGGAAAGAAGCUUUUCUGUGGAAAUCACGAUUGUGAUGAAAUUUGCCAUCCAGGGCCAUGUGGGGAUUGCAACUUAAUGCCAAGCAGGAUUAGGACAUGCUAUUGCGGUAAAACAUCAUUGCAGGAGGAACGGCGUAGCUGUUUGGACCCAAUUCCAACCUGUCUUCAGAUCUGUGGCAAGCCCCUCCCUUGUGGAAUGCACUUCUGUAAGGACACAUGCCAUGCUGGGGAUUGUGCACCAUGUUUGGUGCUUGUCAAUCAAAAAUGCCGUUGUGGAUCAACAUCUCGAACUGUAGAAUGCUACAAAACCACGGCAGAGGAGAAAUUUACCUGUGAGAAACCUUGUGGGCGGAAGAAGAACUGUGGAAGGCACCGUUGUAGUGAACGGUGCUGUCCUCUCUCUAAUUCUGGCAAUGUUCUCUUUGGUGAUUGGGAUCCGCACUUAUGUUCAAUGACAUGUGGAAAGAAACUAAGGUGUGGACAGCACUCUUGUGAAAAUCUUUGCCACAGUGGCCAUUGCCCUCCUUGCCUUGAAACAAUCUUUACUGAUUUAACAUGUGCAUGUGGGAGAACUUCAAUCGCUCCUCCAUUGCCUUGUGGUACCCCCACUCCAUCAUGUCAGCACCCAUGCUCAGUUCCUCAGCCAUGUGGUCAUUUAUCUUCUCACAGCUGCCACUUUGGAGACUGCCCACCUUGUUCAGUUCCUAUAGCCAAGGAGUGCAUUGGUGGACAUGUGGUUCUCAGGAACAUCCCUUGUGGGUCAAGGGAUAUUAGAUGUAACAAGCUUUGCGGCAAGACCAGGCAAUGUGGUAUGCAUGCUUGUGGGAGAACUUGUCACCCUCCUCCUUGUGAUUCUUCCUGUGCAUCUGGCUCUGGUUUGAGGUCUUCAUGUGGCCAGACAUGUGGUGCUCCGAGGAGAGAUUGCAGGCAUACAUGCACUGCCCCUUGUCACCCUUCAUCUCCUUGUCCUGAUUCAAGAUGUAAUUUCCCUGUCACAAUCACUUGUUCUUGUGGCCGAAUAAGUGCAACUGUUCCUUGUGAUGCUGGAGGCAGCAGUGUGGGGUUUAAUGGUGAUACAGUCUCUGAAGCUUCCAUUAUCCAAAAGUUGCCAGUACCACUUCAACCUGUGGAAGCAAAUGGCAGGAAAAUUCCUCUUGGACAGAGGAAGCUUGCUUGUGAUGAUGAAUGUGCAAAACAGGAACGGAAACGAGUUCUUGCAGAUGCUUUUGAUAUCACCCCCCCAAACUUGGAUGCCCUUCAUUUUGGUGAGACUUCUGUUGUUUCUGAAUUGCUUGCAGAUCUUUUUAGGCGUGAUCCAAAGUGGGUGUUGUCUGUGGAAGAAAGAUGCAAGUUUUUGGUCCUAGGGAAAACCAGAGGAACUACCAGCAGUCUUAGGGUUCACGUUUUCUGUCCAAUGCUGAAGGAAAAGAGAGAUGCUGUAAGGCUGAUAGCUGAGAGGUGGAAGCUUUCAGUUAAUUCUGCUGGGUGGGAGCCAAAGCGUUUUAUUGUUGUUCAUGUUACGCCCAAAUCCAAAGCCCCAGCUCGUGUGCUUGGCGCUAAGGGUUCCACCCCCUUAAAUGUGUUAAAUCCUCCGGUUUUUGAUCCAUUGGUAGAUAUGGAUCCCAGGCUUGUUGUUUCUUUACUUGAUUUGCCAAGGGACGCAGAUAUAAGUGCAUUGGUUCUGAGGUUUGGUGGGGAGUGUGAAUUAGUUUGGUUGAAUGACAAGAAUGCGCUGGCCGUGUUUAGUGAUCCAGCCCGAGCAGCAACUGCGAUGAGGAGGUUAGAUCAUGGAUCAGUGUAUCAUGGUGCUGUUGUGAUCCCUCAAAAUGGCAUUGCACCAGUGGCUUCACAAGGUGCCAAUGCCUGGGGAGGAUCAGCAGGGGGAAUGGCCAAGGAGGGCCGUAAUCAAUGGAAGAAGGCAGUGGUUCAGGAGUCUGGUUGGAGUGAGAGUUCCUGGGGUGGUGAAGACUGGUCAGCUGGUUCUGUGGAUCUGCAGGCAUCUGUUUGGAAAGGGAAGGAAUCCCCCAUUGUUGCUUCUGUAAACCGAUGGAAUGUUUUAGAGCCUGAAUUGGUUUCAAGCUCAUCUACCUCUUCUGUCAAAACCGAGGAUUCCGGAAAAAGAGUGGGAAAUCAAUCUGUGCCCGGUUUGGAACCAAGUUCAAGUCAUUCUAAUUCAGCAGAGACAGAAGGAGAUACAAGCGAAGCAGAUGCAUCAGAAGUAGUAGAUGACUGGGAAAAGGCUUAUGAAUUCUCCUUUGGGGUGUUUAAGUUCACGAAUAAUCCUAUUAAAGUCAAUUGCUUCAUCACCUGGGUUAAAGACCUAGCCCAGGUUAUUGGAGCUCUUGCGCAUACUUUUGGUUGGAAAGAGACAUGGAGGCAUACAUUCCUUUUGGCAUUUCAAAGCCUCGGAAUAGUUUAUGGUCGCUUGAGUACUGCUCCACUAUAUGUAUUUAUGUCAAUUCCAAGAGAGGAUAUAAUAUCAGAACAGAGGGUAUAUGAGCUCUUCUCCUUUGUGUUCUGGACUAUGACCAUCAUUCCUCUACUGAAGUAUGCCUUCAUAGUAUUGAGAGCUGAUGACAAUGGAGAGGGUGGUACUUUUGCUUUAUACUCAUUGCUUUGCCGGCAUGCCAAAGUGGGUCUGCAUCCAAAUGAUAGAAGUGCUAAUGAAGUUAUGAAAAGCAUAAGUGCACCUGCUUCUAAGACCAAGGUGGAAUCAAGAGCCAGAAGGGCCAUUGAAAAACAUAAAAGCAGUCACUAUUUGAUGUUGUUUUUGGCUCUGUUCGGGUCUUGCAUGGUGAUUGGCGAUGGGGUACUGACCCCAGCUAUUUCUGUGUUAUCAGCUUCAUCAGGAUUUGAACGAUCGAUGUCUCAUAUAGCUCAUAAAAUUGCCUCCUCACAAAGAGUGGGGGACGACAUAGAAAAAGCCUUCAAAAGAUAUGUUCCGGUCCCCUUUGCAUGUGCUAUAUUGGUAGGCCUUUUCACACUGCAACACUAUGGGACUCAUAAAAUUGGGUUUUUAUUUGCACCGAUCAUUGUUAUUUGGCUCUUCUUCAUCAGCGGGGUGGGUUUAUACAAUAUCUUUUAUUCGGACCAUCAAAUCAUCUAUGCAGUCUCCCCAGUAUACAUGUACAGAUUUAUGAGGAACUUCGACCAUCAAGGUUGGAGGUCAUUAGGCAGCAUCCUUCUAUCUGUAGCAGGAUCAGAGGCUAUGUUUGCAGAUCUUGGCCAUUUCUCAAAGAAAUCACUGAAGAUUACUUUUGUCUGCUUGAUUUAUCCAGCCCUGAUUUUAUGUUAUGCGGGUCAAGCUGCAUUUAUCUCCAAAAACUGGCGUGUGUUUGAAGAUGUUACUUAUCUUAGUGAAUCAGUACCUGGAGCCUUUCUUCGCCAUAUUGUCGUAUUGUUGUCUCUUCUUGCUUCUGCUGUUGGAAGCCAAGCAACCAUUACUGCCAGUUUCUCUGUCAUAAACCAGUGCCUGGCACUCGGUUGUUUUCCCAGAGUAAAAGUUAUUCAUACAUCAGAUACUAUGAAUGGGCGGGUUUAUAUUCCAGAUGUCAACUGGUUAUUGAUGAUUCUCAGCCUUGGCAUUGUAAUAGCUUUCCAAGACAUUGCACGAAUUGGAAAUGCAACAGGUCUAGCUAUAAUUUCUGGAAUGCUAGUAACCACUUGUCUGAUGUCGCUUGUAAUCACAUUGUACUGGGAGAAGAGUCUGUUUGUCUCUGCAUGCUUUUUAUUAUCUUUUGGCUUGGUUGAGAUAAUGUAUCUGUCAGCAUGUAUGUCAAACUUUCACAAGGGAGCAUGGUAUCUAGUUGUUCUUUUCGUAUUUUCCAUGACAAUCAUGCUUUCAUGGCACUAUGGCACCAUGAAGAAGUAUGAGUUUGAUUUACAGAAUAAGGUGUCCAUGGAAUGGAUUACAGUGAUGAGCCCUGGUCUUGGGGUCUCCAGGGUCCCUGGAAUUGGCUUCAUCUACACUGAUAUUGUGUCAGGAAUCCCAGCUUUUUUCUCCCACUUCAUUACAAAUCUUCCUGCAUAUCACCAAGUGCUGAUCUUUGUGUCAUUCAAGUCCUUACCAGUGCCUUGUGUCCCCCAAAAGCAGAGGUAUCUCAUAGGGAGGCUUGGCGCCAAGGACUAUAAAGUUUACCGAUGUAUUGUAAGAUAUGGAUACUGUGAUAACAUCAGGGACACAGAUGAUUUUGAGGAUCAGAUUAUCCGUUGUAUUGGAGAAUUCAUUGCUUUGGAAGAAAAUGAUUUGGAAUCCUUGACCUCCCCAGAAGGAAGAAUGAUUGUUGUUGGAAACCCAAUGCUGGAUGGAAAUGCCUUGGUUCCCAUCCCUGAAAUGAACUCAAAUUUGGCCUCUCCAAGGUUGUCAAACAAUGGAACUCAGAGAACCCUGUCUAGUGAUUCAAUUGAGAGUGCAUCUGCUCUUGUCACAAGAAGAAAGGUCAGAUUCAUGUUGCCUCCAGAGAGCCCCAGAAUGCAGGUUUCUGUCAGGGCAGAACUCCGAGAACUAGUUGAUGCCAGGGAGAGCGGCACUGCAUAUUUCUUGGGCCAGUCACAUCUGAAAGUGCGUGAUGGCUCAAGCUUUCUGAAGAGAUUCCUGAUCAUGACCUAUGUUUUUCUUGAUAAGAAUUGCCGUGAGCCUCCGGUAGCACUCAACAUUCCUCAUGCUGCUCUUGUAGAGGUUGGUAUGGUCUAUACCAUAUGAAUCGUAAAGCAUCGACAUUUCACUCUUCUUUGCUCUUUGCUUACAAAAUAUGUGCCUAUGCAGCUUGAUUUAGAUGAUCAAAUGAAUGAAAAAUCAUUGUUGCUAGACUCAUUUCAUUUUCUUCACAAUUCUUUUCUGUUCUGGUUGGCCACUGCUGAUAAGACAGAAAAUAGAAGAUAAUUUUGAUAUGUUUCAAUCCUAGAUUGUUGGAAGACUCCAUUUUCUCCUGUA
Molecule: messenger RNA, 6255 nt
Organism: Vitis vinifera (wine grape)
Lineage: Eukaryota; Viridiplantae; Streptophyta; Magnoliopsida; Vitales; Vitaceae
Product: NF-X1-type zinc finger protein NFXL1
Exons: 13
Coding region: 289-6024 (1911 amino acids)
Biological process (GO): potassium ion transmembrane transport; regulation of DNA-templated transcription
Cellular component (GO): membrane; nucleus
Molecular function (GO): zinc ion binding; potassium ion transmembrane transporter activity; DNA-binding transcription factor activity, RNA polymerase II-specific
Source: RefSeq, a predicted model, not a curated record